CAUAAAUUGCAAGUGAAAAGUGUGAACUUUUUUUUCAAUUAUUUUUUUUGGGUUCCAAAAUUUGAUUUUGAUGCUUCCUCUGGUGUGUGUUCACCAUUCGCCACAAACUUUUAAUAUUUUUUUUUGCCCCCCCCCCCUCUCUCUAUAUCUGUAUAUCUUUCUUGAUUCUUUAUUUUAUGCAUUUCCCAGAUGAUUUUGUGGUUUUAUAAUAGUGGAGUUCAUUUGUAUUGACACCUCCCUUUUUUUGUCUUCUUGUUUCUUCUCUCCAAUUCUGCUCUUUUUUUCCUCAUAUUUGAAGAUCUCAAACUGGUCUUUUUUUUGUUGUUUGUUUUUGGGUUAGAUUUUGAUGCUUUGAAUCACAGUUCAGCAUCAAGUUCAAUUCUUUCUCUCUUUCAGGAAAAAAAACUGGAUCUUUCUCCAGUUUUUCAUCUUUAAAAAAAGAAUUCUAAAUUUUACAGUUUGAUCUUCUGGUCACACUCUCUUGAGCUUGGGAAGUGAACUGUGAUUCAUCUUUGUUGCUGGGUACUCAUAAAAUUAUAUGGAGAGUGAGAGAAGACAAGUUACAAACUGAUUGACUGUACAUGUGGAUAAGUGACAGUAAUUCACUCAAAAUGGCAGCCUGAAAGCAAUGCCAGCUCAGAAAUGAUUUGCACUGCAAAUGAUUUACUGGGUUGGAAGGAUUUUCCCAAUGGGCUUAGUGUUCUUCUCCUUGAUGAAGAUACUAAUUUUGCUGCUCAGAUGAAAUCCAGGCUUGAGGACAUGAAGUAUAUAGUUUCAUGGUUCCAAAAUGAGAAUGAAGCUUUGCUUGCAAUCACAAGUAAAUCAAUGCAAUUUCAUGUUGCUAUUGUAGAGGUAAAUACUAGCAAAAGCAAUGAGGUAUACAAGUUUCUUGAAACUGCUAAAGAUUUGCCCACAAUAUUGAUGUCAAAUGUGCACUGCCUUAACACCAUGAUGAAGUGCAUAGCGCUCGGCGCUGUUGAGUUUCUUCAGAAACCGUUAUCAGAUGACAAGCUAAGGAACAUUUGGCAACAUGCCCUUCACAAGGCAUUCAAUGCCGGCGGGAAGGACGUGUCCGAAUCCCUAAAACCAGUCAAAGCAUCUGUAGUUACAAUGCUGCAGAUACAAUGCCCCAAUGAGAGCGAACAAUCAAACAAUUCAGCUCAGGAAAACAAGUGUCCAGCCCCUUCAACUCCACAGCUCAAACAAGGAAUAAGAUCAACCGAUGACCAAACACAGGAAAGCAGCAUGGAGCAAGAAGGGGAAUAUAAAUUCGUCGAAACUACUUUUAGUGAUUCCGUUUUUGAAACAGCUCCCCCGGGAGUGGAUGAUGAUGAUGUGGUGAAGCGAGAACGUGAAUCGAGCUCCGAAAAUACGGGGCAAAACGGUAAUUCUAACCGUUGUGAGAGGAGUAAGGAUGCCCGUGGCAGCCGUAAAAAAACACUGGGUGUCAAUGCUUCAAGUGAGACUACAAAGGCUUAUAAAAGGAAGUUAAAGGUCGAUUGGACACCCGAACUACACAAGAAAUUUGUACAAGCGGUCGAGCAACUUGGUCUUGAUCAGGCCAUUCCUUCGCGAAUUCUUGAACUGAUGAAAGUCGAAGGCUUGACGAGGCAUAAUGUAGCCAGCCAUCUACAGAAGUACAGAAUGCAUCGCCGGCAAAUAUUACCGAAACAAGAUGAGAGGAGAUGGCUUAUAUCAAGAGACCCAGCACAAAGGACUUGUUAUCCGCACAAGCUGCCCGUGAUGGCUUUCCCUCAGCACCAUCAUUCUGUCAAUCCCCUGCCCGCCGGGCAGUUCUAUCCCCCCUGGGUACCGCCGGGCAGCUAUCCCGGUGUCCAUGUCUGGGGUUCACCUUUCCCCUAUCCCGAGUGGCAGCGCCCAGAGGAUUGGAACUGGAAAACCAACGCUGCAGGGGUUUAUGGUCAUGCAUGGGGCUGCCCUAUUCUGCCACCACCUCAGGGAUCAUCAUAUCCAACCUAUCCUCAGAACGCAUUGGUGCAUUGCUCUAGUGGCGGGGCACAAGGUAGAUACAACAUGCUAGGGAAAGCGUUUGAUGUUCAUCCGGCAGAAGAGGUGAUUGACAGCAUAGUGAAAGAGGCAAUAAACAACCCAUGGCUUCCCCUACCUUUGGGACUCAACCCUCCUUCAACAGACAGUGUCCUAUGUGAGCUCUCUAAACAAGGCAUCUCCACCAUCCCUCCACUAAUCAACGGCUCGGAUUCGCGCUGACGUGGCGAUACCCCCUCCUCGUGCAUGGAUCAACGACCUCGGGCAGCAUGGGCCGAACCGAGAACACAAAAAAUUUGGGCCAGGAAGGAUGAAGCCGACCACCCUAUAGGAAGAUCCGUGUCCAUGCCCACAGAUGUGGGCUUGGGCCAAAUUUGAGCAUAUUCAUGUAAAUAAAACUUGCACCGGGCCAUUAUUGGCCCGAUUUGAACAGACUUAUGCUGUCAUUUAUUUGGUCUUCCAUUUAGAUCCGGCCCAGCUGUCUCUUGCUAUGGUUGUAGCAAAGAGGCCAUGCAAAAUUGGAAAUAAUGCUUCGGAUGAUCAUUAGGCAUAUCAGCAUAUGCUAAUGUAUGUACAAUGCACUCCCUUAUAAAUGAAUAAUUCAUGCCUUU
Molecule: messenger RNA, 2618 nt
Organism: Cuscuta campestris
Lineage: Eukaryota; Viridiplantae; Streptophyta; Magnoliopsida; Solanales; Convolvulaceae
Source: the annotation of a GenBank genome assembly